AUGCCUAAUCCCCCCUCGCCGUCAUCACCAGUCUCUUCGGGCAAGAAGAGACCAUAUCCAUCCGACACUCCCUCAACGCAAACCGACCCCGCGACCAAUACCGCUCCCAAGCCCUCCGCCCCGACAGCCGUGCCCUCCACCUCGCCCGCCCAUUCCAGCACCCCCGCUUCGUCCGCUUCCUCCUCAUUCCGCAAUGUCUCUGCCUGUAACCGUUGUCGACUGCGCAAGAACCGCUGCGACCAGCGCCUCCCACGCUGCCAGUCCUGUGAGAAGGCCGGCGUGCGCUGCGUCGGAUACGACCCCAUUACAAAGCGCGAGAUCCCCCGCAGCUACGUCUAUUUUCUGGAGUCGCGCGUAGCACAUCUCGAAAAACAAUUAGCGGAUAACAACAUCGAAUUUAAAAAGGUCGUCGCUUUCGACGAGGAGGAAGCUAUCAAGGUCGAGGCUGAUGGCGACGCCGCGCAAGCUCGUUCCGGUUCUGACGGUCAGGCCGGGGAGGGGUCUGUGGCAGAGAAAGCACGGUGGAAAAAUACAUCGAAGGAAGAUGCCGAUCGACCGGGGCAGAAAGAAGAAGGGAAUAAUCGCGAUGCGGACGACGACCCCGCUAGCGAGGAUAAUUGGCGCCUGCAUAAUCUAGUUUCGAAUAUCGGCAUGGUCUCUGUACAGGGUACUUCCGACCCACGAUAUCUGGGGUCGACAUCGGGCAUUUCGUUUGCCCGUGUCGUCUUCGCUGCGGUGAGGAGCUCACUCCCCGGUAAUAUGCCGGAGCGUGCAGCGAUUCGAACGAGCGAUCGAUUGCCUCAGAGUGCUGCUGGCACUGCUGGAGGAGGGAGCAGUAUGCGCGAUUCGUUCUUCGGGCUGCAAACAAGGCCGAUGAUGAAACGCGCGACUUUCCCUGACCGGGAGCUGGCUGAACGACUGGUCGAUCUUUACUUUGAACACGCGAAUCCUCAGAUGCCGAUUCUCCACCGGGGAGAUUUCAUGGAGCUGUUGGAUAAGACAUAUUUGUUAGAGGAGAAAAAGCGUUCUCCGCGCGCGCUUUACGUGCUUAAUAUCGUGUUUGCCAUUGGUGCUGGAAUCAUCUUUGAAGAUAAGCCUCAAAGCUCGGAUGAUGAGAAUCGCAGUAGUCGUGACCGGUCCUCGUCUGGGACGAAGAGACCGAGACUCUCGAACCAUCAGUACCAGCCGGAGGAAUACCAUGCCUCGGCAAUCGUUCAUUUGGAAUCUUUCCUUGGCUCCUCCUCCAGCGAGGGCUUUGGUGGGUUAGAAGAGCUGCAGGCAGUACUCCUUCUAGCCAGCUUUGCCCUAUUGCGACCCGUUGCGCCAGGUCUCUGGUAUAUCGUCGGUGUGGCCACGCGCUUAGCCGUUGACCUUGGGCUCCAUUACGAAGAUGGUGCCGGCAUUGACUCUGCAACGAAAGAUGGCAACCAAGCGCAGUCACGGAUCGAUGCUCGUGAACGCGGACGACGCGAAUGGGUGCGCGAUAUCCGUCGCCGGUUGUGGUGGUGCGUUUACAGCUUUGAUCGUCUGGUAGCCACGUGUGUUGGACGGCCAUUCGGUAUUAGCGAUCAGGCCAUCAGCACAGAGUUCCCGUCUAUGAUGGACGACCAAUACAUCACCAAGUCUGGUCUUCUGACGCCACCCGACGGAGCCCCGACAUAUAAGCAUGUCGCAUUCCACUAUUUCAAACUGCGUCUUCUUCAAUCCGAGAUCCACGAUGUCCUUCAAUACCAGCAGACACGCGCUGUGCGGAGGAGAGGCCCUGGUGCAGUUAUUCUCCCUCACGCCGAGCUUUCCUCUCCUUUCCUUCAGGGCUUUGACUCGUUCCGCUCGUGGCGCUAUGAUGUGCAUCGCCGAUUGGUUGAGUGGCAAGACACUGCCCCAACACGACCUGAAACAGGCGUGAGAUUCUCCAUUGAGCUGCUUGAGUUGAAUUACUGGCAAGCUAUCAUUUUGCUGUACCAGCAAAGCUUGACGGUUCCUGCCGAGUUGGCGGGAGAGCUUACUCCUGCGGAUGACGUUUCUAGUCCGUCCUUUUCUAAUCCCGAUGAGGGUGAUGAGGAGGACCAUGUCUAUCUUAAUGUUGCCGAGGCUGGUCAGAAGGUCAUUCGUAUAUAUCGCCAAUUGCAUAGAGUACGCUUGGUGAAUUAUACCUAUCUUGCUACGCAUCACAUUUUCAUGGCUGGAAUCUCCUUUUUAUAUGCCAUUUGGCAUUCGCCUUUGGUUCGAAGCCGCUUAACACUCGAUGAAGUUGACUUCACGGUUCUCGCUGCGACUUCUGUUCUAGGCGACCUGAUGCACAAAUGCCCACCGGCCGAAGCAUGCCGAGAUGCGUUCGAGCGUAUGAGCAAAGCAACCGUCCAAAUGUGUCUUUCAACAACCGGAUUCGGAUCACAGGUAGACAUGAGCCGUGUCCACGCCACAUCGAAUACCGGGAGCUCAUUCCACCCCGGCCGGCCACGACAGCCUAUGGAGCAACGACCCCGUAUAGGACAAGGGCAACCCCGGCGAACAACGCAGGCACGCCCGUCCCGUCCCGUCCCCAAGUUCGACAUGAACUUGGCUGAUCUCUUCACCGAUAAUACCCCCUUAACCGACCACUCUCGACCAGAAAACAGACCCGGGGGGCCAUCCUACCCUCAACCAGAAUCGCUAGCCCCCAGCUUCCAAGCAGACCAGUCCUCUCGGCCUUAUGGACAGCGCAAUCAAUCGAUGGAUCACUAUCUCAAAUACGAGAAUCCAAACUCCCCACAACCGCACCCGCAGUUCUACUACUCAAACUCGCCGCAACACAGUGGUUCUCCCGGUAGCAACACUCACACUCAUGGUUUGCCGCCCGCCGACACCGAGGGCCCGCAAGGGAUGAGUCUUGAUUUCUUGGAUUUUGGGUCGGGUGAUACUGAAGGUCAGGGUAAUAUGGAAGGCGAAGCCAAUCCUGAUUACAAUAUGAUGGCUGCGCCAUCUUUGGGUCCCAACCUGGGCCAGAAUGUUGGAAUCGAUCUUGGCUUUGGUAUGGCUAUGGACUUCCAGCAUGACUGGAGUGAGAAUCCUAAUUACGAUCUUUUGGAGGGCUAUUUCUUUGGUGGCUCUGGGGCUGGCGCACCUGGAGGGGAUGUCUAG
This is a messenger RNA of Penicillium expansum, 3120 nucleotides long. Its product is annotated as Zn(II)2Cys6 transcription factor. Gene Ontology annotation, molecular function: sequence-specific DNA binding; DNA-binding transcription factor activity, RNA polymerase II-specific; zinc ion binding. Lineage: Eukaryota; Fungi; Ascomycota; Eurotiomycetes; Eurotiales; Aspergillaceae. The coding region runs from base 1 to 3120 and encodes 1039 amino acids. Gene Ontology annotation, biological process: positive regulation of transcription by RNA polymerase II; DNA-templated transcription. The record is from RefSeq and is a predicted model, not a curated record. The transcript has 3 exons.